GGUAGCAGUUGGUAAUAGCAAAGACACAGUUGGAGUAGCCUCCCCCCCGUAGUUGGGUGGUUUCUUGUGGGCCACGAGUAAGUGUGGCAGGCACAGGGGAGAGGGAAAGAGUUGAUUUGGAUUUUAGGGUUGAGAGAGAGCGAGAGAGAGAGAGAGAACAAGACAUGGCAAGUGUUGUGUUAAGACGCAUGAUGGCGGCUAAUUUGAGUAGUAUCAACAGGAUCAAUACUAGUUAUAACAAUGCCAGGGGUUUUGCUGCUGCGGUUGGGACUGAUAUAGUGGACUCAUGUCCAGAGGUGCGACUUUCCAAAGCCCGCUCCUGGGAUGAGGGCGUCUCCUCUAAAUUCUCCACUACCCCUCUUUCCCAAAUCUUCAAGGGGAGGAAAGUCGUUGUGUUUGGCCUUCCUGGGGCAUUCACUGGUGUGUGUUCAGCCCAGCAUGUGCCAAGCUACAAAAACAAUGCUGAGAAAUUCAAAGCAAAGGGUGUCCAUUCUUUAGUCUGCGUUGCAGUUAACGAUCCAUAUGUCAUGAAUGGAUGGGCCGAGAAGCUGAACGCCAAGGAAGAUAUUGAUUUCUAUGGUGACUUUGAUGGGAGCUUCAACAAGAGCUUGGAUCUAGGUUUGGAUCUGUCUUCGGCUCUGCUUGGACAUCGCUCACAAAGAUGGUCAGCCUAUGUAGUUGACGGCAAAAUACAGGCUUUCAAUGUUGAGAAGGUUCCUUCAGAAUUCAAUGUCUCUGGGGGAGAUGUGAUGCUGGGUCAGAUAUGAACUGCUUCAAAUGAUGCAAUCCACUUACAUCUCUGUUUGUCUACUUAUUGAUAUUUGAUAAUGUACCUGGUUUUUUCCUUGUUGUUUCCCUAUAUUGUGGUUAAGGUAUUCUAUGGUGUGCUUUGUUGACUUCUAUCAAAUACACACUUGGUGUAUGUAAAUCAAAAGUUUUCUCCUUUGCAGUGUUA
Molecule: messenger RNA, 955 nt
Organism: Amborella trichopoda
Lineage: Eukaryota; Viridiplantae; Streptophyta; Magnoliopsida; Amborellales; Amborellaceae
Gene: PRXIIF
Product: peroxiredoxin IIF
Biological process (GO): hydrogen peroxide catabolic process; cellular response to oxidative stress; cell redox homeostasis
Cellular component (GO): mitochondrion; cytoplasm
Molecular function (GO): thioredoxin peroxidase activity
Source: RefSeq, a predicted model, not a curated record